Ectocarpus sp. CCAP 1310/34 is the source of this 384-nucleotide messenger RNA. NCBI's taxonomy places the organism in Eukaryota, Phaeophyceae, Ectocarpales, Ectocarpaceae. The record is from the annotation of a GenBank genome assembly.
AUGGCUGGCGUCAUUCUGACGACGUCGCUGCAGCAACUUGCCUUGGGGGCAAGCUUCAACCAUGCUUUGGACGGUGUCGCGUGGCAGUCGUCCCUGCAGGAGGUCAUUCUUGGAAAAACCUUUAAUCAGCCGAUCGGGCGGGCCAAGUUUCCGGAAUCGCUGCAGAAGCUCAGAUUCCACAGGAGGUACUCGUGCUUCAUCCAAUCGAUAGCUGGAGAGAUUUUGCCGAUGUCGCUGCAACAGCUUGCCUUCGGGGCAAACUUCAACCUUCCCGUAGAAGGUGUCGUGUGGCCGCCGUCCCUGCAGGGGCGUUUCGUCGGAAAACACUUCAACCAACCGAUCAAGGGCGUUGUUUGGCCGUUGUCGCUGAAUGCUCAUCUUUGA